Molecule: messenger RNA, 2427 nt
Organism: Fusarium tjaetaba
Lineage: Eukaryota; Fungi; Ascomycota; Sordariomycetes; Hypocreales; Nectriaceae
Exons: 3
Coding region: 1-2427 (808 amino acids)
Source: RefSeq, a predicted model, not a curated record
AUGGGCUGCUUUAGUCGCUUUUCGGGAUGGAAGCUCACAGCAGUGUACCUCACCAUUCUCGUGAGUACGCUCACGACGCUCCUGUUCGUCACGCUUUUCGUGUCGCUGUUUGCGCUGAAGCGUGACGAUGGAGACGAUGCGGUUACCAGCGGGAGGGAUGCUGGUGAUGCGCUGGGCCAGAGUGUUUUGUACAAGGGGAACUGCGAUACCACUGCGAAGGCGAACUUGUGGAUUCAUUUGCUCAUUAAUAUUGUGAGUACGGGUAUUUUGGCGUCGUCCAACUUUUUCAUGCAAGGUCUUGUUGCGCCGACGAGAGCUGAAGUCGACGCUGCGCAUCGUUCGGGUCAUUGGCUAGAGAUUGGCGUUCAGUCACUCAAGAACUUUCGUUUUCUGGGCUGGCGAAAGAUCCUCUUCUGGUCUCUCUUUUCCAUGAGUUCCGUUCCUCUUCAUCUCGUCUUCAACGGUUGCGUCCUCGAGAGUAAAGGCACCAAUGGCUUCACAGUCAUGAUUGGUUCUCCGGAACUCAUCCAAGGAGGCUGGAAGGGACUUCCCUCAAUCACUCAGGCCUACUACGAUAGACUGGACUACAGCGAUCAAUCACAGGGCAACGGCAACCCCGAGUCUCUGGAGAAGCUAAAGCCCAUCAAUGACUCUUUCGUCGUUAACUCGACGGAUGGAGAUUGGGUUGAGAUGUAUCUGCCCGACUGUAUCCAUCGAUACAACAACCCGCAACAAGCCUUGACACAUUGGCGACAUUUGAUGAUGAUAAUCUACGACUUUGACGAUAUAUACCGAAAUGAGACAGUUGGGUGGAAACGAGCUGAUGUACUCUUAAACACCACAAACACAGCCGAUCUCAACGUCACAAAUCCUCUCUGGACAGUGGACGCAUUUACACGCACCGGAAGGACAUCUCAGAGCAGCAGUAGUACGAACCAGUACCUGUCAAACCCCGAGCCCAGUUAUCUGGUAUCUACUCCACCAGAUGAAUAUGGCAGCACUCAGCCAGCCUCACGCUAUUACAUGAACGUCUUCGGAACGUGGGAUAUGCAAGGGACGCGCAAUAUCUUUGAUCCUCAAUCUGGUGCCAUCAUCACAGAUCCAAGGGUUUUCAAGACCAAGUAUCGUGUCAUGCAGGUUGAUCGGUGUUACUCGGAGAAGUAUGAAGCGCCGUGUCGACUGAGCAUAGCGAACAGUCUUUUGCUCAUUGUCUGCAUCAUGUGUCUCUUCAAGACCAUGCUGUGUCUUUUGGUCCUGAAACUUCGUGUUUGGGGGGAUGAGAAUCCGCUUAUGACACCGGGCGAUGCGAUUGCGUCAUUUAUUUCGAGACCGGAUGAGGAGACGAGGGGUAUGUGUACGUUGACGAUGGAGGAUCUAAGAAAGACGGCAAAGCCGACGCCGACGAGGUUGGGGGAGAUGAAUCAGAAUUAUAAAUGGUUGCAGGGACCGAGGCAGUGGCAGAACAACUCAAUACGAAGAUUUGGAAAGGCUGUUCCUCGAAGUAUCUGGGUGCUGUCAUCUCUGCUCAUCGGAUGCUCUCUCAUCGUGGCUUCAGUCAUGCUAAGUAUCGCCAUCAAUGGUCAAUCUCUGAGCGAUUCUAAAUUCAUGCACGCGCCGCAGAACGAAGACGUGAAGAGCAACGCUCUAGAUAACUUGCCUCUUAUCUCACUCACCAUGGUUGCCAACACGCCGCAGCUUAUCCUCUCCAUCUGCUACCUGGCGUACAACGGCCUCUUCACACGCAUGCUAGCUGAGUUUGAGUGGUCAAAGUACAGUGUUGCGUUUCGUUCUCUGCGCGUCACUGAACCGCGCGGGUCGCAGAACGCGACGUAUCGUCUUCAGCUUCCUUAUCGGUUCUCGAUUCCUUUGAUCAUUAUUAGUAUUGGGCUCCACUGGAUCUACUCCAACUGUAUUUAUGUGAGCAAUUACGAAGCAUACGCCCCAGGAUAUCCGUAUAAACGAGACGUCACAGUCGGUCUCCAGUUCUCAUCCAAGGCUAUCUUGGUCGGUCUCUUGACAUCGAUCGGAGUCGCCAUCACGCCACUCUUUCUCGCCUUUGUAAAGCUCCCAGGCGUGAUGGUUAUCGCAGGCGCAAACUCGGCAGUUAUAUCAGCAGCCUGCCACUACCCCUCUACAAAACUCAAAUCUCUUAGCCGUGCAACGUCAAAGAUGAGCAUGAGGAGCAACGAGUACGACAGCAUGAGCGCUCGGCUGAUAGGCGACGAAGAGGUAGAAGAACUCAGAGACGUGUCGAGGCGAAAGAUCAAAUGGGGGAGGAUGUCGAUGGGCAAGAGUGACGAGAGCUCAGUCGGACAUCUCGGCUUCGGUACGGAGGAGCUUGAUAUCGAGAAGCCAGUAGAAGGAGAGUAUUACAGUGGCGUGAGAGAUGUCUAUGACGAAGGAUUGAGGAAAAUGCGGGUGUUGUAA